Molecule: messenger RNA, 12876 nt
Organism: Centropristis striata (black sea bass)
Lineage: Eukaryota; Metazoa; Chordata; Actinopteri; Perciformes; Serranidae
Gene: myo15aa
Product: myosin XVAa
Exons: 67
Coding region: 1-12876 (4291 amino acids)
Cellular component (GO): cytoskeleton; myosin complex
Molecular function (GO): cytoskeletal motor activity; protein binding; ATP binding
Source: RefSeq, a predicted model, not a curated record
AUGCCACCUAAAAAAGGUGACUCAAAAUCAGCUGCCAAGAAAGGCAAGUCAGAGGAGCCAAAGAAGGGAGGAAAGGAUGAUAAGAAAGGUGGAAAAGAUGACAAGAAAGGGGGAAAGAAAGUUGAGGAGCCACCAGCAAAAGGGAAAGGAAAGGAUGAUGGAAAAAAGGGAAAGGGAAAGAAACCUGUCAGCGAGUCGGAGGAGGAGGAAGAAAGUGAGGAAAUGAGGACUGAGGAAGAAGAAGAGGAUGAUGAAAGCGAGGAAGAGGUAGUUACCAAGAAGGAUAAAGGAAAAGGGAAAGCAGCCCUGAAAGGUGCAUCCAAGGCUAUGGCUGUCAAGGGAUUUAAGCCUCCUAAACACACACCUCGAUCUGAUGAUGAUGAUGAAGAGGAAAGGAAGGGGAAACCGGGGGCGAAAGGGAUGGGUGCAAUGAACCUGAAAAAGAUGAGUGAUGUCAACAUUAAAGGAGCCUCCAAGGCCAUGAUGGGCUUUGCUGCAGAGGGACAGAAGAGGAGUGCAGCUGCAACAAAAGUACAGAAGACACCAGAUGUCAGAUCUCACCUCAAAGGAGCAUCCAAAGCCCUCACAGGCCUCACAGGAAAGUCCACUCCGUUUACCUUGCCUUCUAAACAGACAGAAAAGGCAAAACCAAAGAGAAACCUCAAAAGCACCUCCCGUCUCUUCCUACGACUCUCAAAGAAAAAGAAACCAGCCACUGGUGGUAAACCACUAUUGGGAACAAGCAAGCUUUUUGCUGGGUUUGGGGGUAAAUCAUCCGCUGACAAAAAGCCAGGUCUCUCUGGCUUCAGUUUGUUUAAUAAAAAGGAUGAAAAGAAAGAAACCACACCACCUAAAAAGACAAUAAAUCUGUCAGGUUUGGGAAGCAAAGGGAACAAAAUGGCAUCAGAGGCAAAAGGACUGGGAGGGAAGUUCAAAGGCAUGUUUGGGAAAAAGAAAGCAGAAUCAGGGUUUAAGUCUAAAGGCUGGAUGUUAGGAAGGAUAGCCGCAGCAUCUAACUGGUUGACAGGGAGGUUCCUGACUUCUAAGGGCCAAGGUCGGCUGGGGGCAAGAGCAGGAGGAAGGGGACGAAAGAAUCUGUCAUUCGCAAACAGGAACGCUAGAGGGAGAGAGACUCAUUACUACAAUGAGGGCUAUGAGUAUGAUGAUGACUAUGGAUAUGAGGAUGAUUACCAUGACAGGGGGAGACCUGGAGGCUACCUGAGACAACCCUAUGACCCUUAUGGAGAGGAACUGGAUUACUAUGAUGAUGAUGAGUGGGAGGACGAAUAUGGUUACUAUGAUGACGAGGGCAACUUUUAUUAUGAUGAUGAGUUAUACUACGAGGAUGAAGAGGAUUACUACGGUUACCCUUAUGGCUUUUACGAUGAUCAGUAUGAAGAUUACUAUGGUGAUGAAGGAGUGGAGUAUUACUACGGUGAAGAUGGAAUGCUGUACGCAGUCGAACCACAGCCAUAUGGUUAUUAUGGUAAUGCCAUGAAUGAUUUCUAUGACCCAUAUGACCCAGGGUUGUAUGGAGAUUUCAUUGACCAAAAUAUGGGUUAUAACUAUGGGAUGUCAGACCCAUAUGGCAUGAUGAGUGGUGGUUAUGACGUUACAGGCCUGUACAAUGACCCAAUGCUGGGAUAUACAGACCCUGCUGCUAUGUAUAACCCCUAUCAACAAUCUUUCUAUAUGGAUGCUGGGCUGGAUCCAGCUGAGGCAGGACAGCUUUAUGGACAGGAACAGCUGUCUUACCCAGUUGCUGACCCGUUUUCAGCAGAGCAGUUCAGGGUCCCCAGGCCCCAGGUUAGGCUUUUUGGUAAAGAAAGAUUAGAGGUGGAAACCCUGCCACCUCCUCCUCCAUUUCAGUCUUAUCCCUCCUCCCCAAUGGCCCCCCCACCAUCCCCAGCCCUUGCCCUCAACAAUCAGGAAAUUAUGUCAGAUAUACAAUAUGAGCAGCCCCUUCCAACAUACCUUCCUGCACAGGCCAAUUACAUGAGCCAACAACAAACCCCCAUUCUUCCUAGACAUGUCCAGUCGCCAACAGCAAUGAUGAGUCAACAGGAGCAAUUGUUUCUCCCUCAGCCUGCUCACCCUCCUUUCUCUGCUUCUCCCAGCCACAUGUUGCCAUUUCCACAACAACUACCAUUGGCCUCGCAGAUGUACCAACCAUCCUUCCCCCAAGACCCACAAAUGUUCCAGAUGGGUCAAAUGUCUCCAAUGGUUGCACAAAUACAGCCCCCUGUGGCUCCAAUGAUGCAUUCACCCCUGCAUUCACCAGUGGCCUCACCUAGGCCAGUGCGACGAAUGAGUCCCCUUCCAUCCCCGCAGCUGUCACAUAGGCCGGGAUCAGUUAGGGCAAUGGCACCUCCUUCACCCCACUUCUCACCACAUCACAUAGAUUUCCACACAAGCAUGCAGCCAGAGCCUCAUCUCUCCCCUCGCUUACAAAGAAGAGGGCUAACUCACCGGUCCUCAAUGGCAGGCCCAAUGCAGACUUCUCAAAGGCGGAGGCCACACAGCCCACCUCCUUCAUCGUCACAGCAGAGGAGAGGGAUGUCAGUUAGAACUCAACCAUCCCUGUCAAGAGGAAGAGGAGGAGUUGGGUUGCGCAGGGCUCCAUCAACUGUCCGACCCCAUUCCCCCCUUUCUAGCCCCCUGGCUUCCCCCCGGGGGUCUAUGAGAAAGAGAGCAAGCCCACCACCAUCCCCAAGACUGUCCUUCAGACAGCAACCCCCUCCUGAUGCGGUGCCUCUGCCGUCUACCAGACCACAUAUGUUCAAAGGUAGAAAACAAACAUCCAAAAUGAGGCAUUCCCCCUCUCCUCCUCUGCCAUCUCCACAAAGAUGGAGCCCCCCUCUACCUGAGAGAUCUCAGUCUCCACCCCAUGCCUUCCGUCCCGCUUCCCCCCGUCGUCCUCCCUCUCCUUCCCCUUCACGUAUCACCAGUCGCCCCCUCCCCACCCGGUCCUCUACUCGAAGGCUGAGAGGUGGUGCUGGAGGCCGAAACCAUGUGCCCAUGGGGGCUGUCAAGCCCUCCCCAGCUAAUCCCUACUCACAGAGACGCAGUAGACAUGGACCCCCUGUCACUCAACAUGUAGCCCCAUUCAGGUCCUCUAUCCAUAGUGGCCCAGCUCCUCCCUCGGGACAAAUUGGGGGCAUAGCUGGAACACCCAUGUUGGCAAGGGCAGGCUCCCGGCCUACAGGGUUAAGGGAGUCAAAGCGAAUUGGUACCCCCCAAGGAGGCUUCCACAGACCUGUAGGCAGAGGGCAACCUCUAGUCCGUAUGCCCAGAAACCAGCCCUCUCUUCAAUCUAGGCAGUCAUUUAGAGCACCUCCUCUAGGGCCUCCUGUUUCCCCACAACUUUCUUUGAAACAGAGCGGCCCUCUUUCUCCCCAGCCAUCAGUUCGCAGGCUGCAGAGUAGACCUCCGUCUCCACUACCUCUGCACCGUGCAUCUCCUCUGCCCUCACGUUCAGCGUCUCCCAUGCACCAUAUGUCUCACCCACCAUCCCCUUUUCCCCACAGGGCUAUGAGUCCCCAGAAUCUAGGGCCAACAUCUUUUCAACCACCAAUGCCUCUCCCCAAUUUUCCUCCUGGUGCUCUUCAACCAUCUCAAAGUAUCGCCCAGUAUGACUACACAAUGAUGGAGCCAGGCCCAUCCCCAAUGCUAACAAAUGCUUUACCAAACCCUCAAGUUGUAGGUGCUCCCUUUGCUCCUUCUCCUCUUCAUUCCUCUAUCCCUUACCCCCCUACUGCUUACACUUCUCCUUUACAGAGACCCUCCUCCCCCCAAAUACAGUCUGAAGUGUACCCCCAAAACCUCCCUCAACCUGCACCCUCAUCACCUUUUUUGGGGCGUGCACUCCAGAACCCUUAUCUGCAGAAUGCCAACUACACCUCACCUUUACAGAGAUCGCCUUCCCCCAUACCUGGUGGCCAGGGAGGGAUAUCAUCUGAUGUACAGAUGAGCCAAGAGGGGAGCCUGCAUGCCACUCUUGGUCUUUCUAGUGCUUUGAUGCAGAACUCCCACCUGCGCAGCGCCUCCUAUACAUUUCCUCUACAACGGAAUGCCAAUGUCUAUACAACUGUCCUCUCGCCACCUGAGGCUGCAGCCCCUCCUGCCUCCUCUGUACUCUCCUCCCCACACUUGUCUUCCACUAUGCUUACCUCCCAGCUCCGUAAUGCUUCCUAUGCCUCACCCCUUCAGCGACACCUCUCCCCCAUGUCUCAGGCCUCCGCUAUCCCUCCUCCCACCACACCUCAACAAGGGACUAUCAGAGGUACUUCAUCAUUUCUCUCUGGUGGACUGCGAACUUCCCAUAUCCAAGGAUCCAUGUUAAGGCUUCCAAGUGGCACUUUGACAAUGUCUCGGGGCCCUGUUGAGUCUCCAGUUACCACUGAUGGUGGAAGUGGUGGCAGGCUGUCACCCUCUAUGCUCUCCAAUGCCCUGCAGAACCCAAGCCUACGUCAGGCCACCUAUCGACUACCUGAUGGCUCGCUGGUGACCAGAACAGAACCUGCUGAACCUUCCCCUGGUCCGUCACCCCUCUCAUCUUCUAUGCUGUCCUCUGCCUUGCUCAAUUCCAGUUUGCGACAGGCCACAUAUCGUUUGCCUGAUGGCACUCUUGUAACCAGGACCGAGCCCACACCUGCACCCUCAUCAACCUCACCUAUGCUUUCUUCUGCACUGUUGAACCCCAAUGUACGGAAAGCCACAUAUAGGUUGCCAGAUGGAACUUUGGUUACAAGAAAUGAGCCAGCACCUGAGCCCGUCACCCCUUCUAUGCUCUCCUCUGCUUUACUCAAUGCUAAUAUGCGUAAGGCCUCUUAUCGAUUACCAGAUGGUUCAAUGCUGACACAUCCGGUAGAGGAGAUGCAGAAUGAGAGUGCAAUAACAUCACCAGGACUAUCUGGUGCCCUCAUGAAUGCUAACCUGCGUAAGGCAAAGUUUCAGCUCCCAGAGGGAUCAUCAUUGUUUUCGCGGAACCAACCCCAAGCUCCCUCCGGUCCUAACCUUUCUAAUGCAAUCUUAAAAACCAAUCUCCGAGGUGCCUCCUACAGACUCCCAGACAAAUCACUAUUUAGGCAACCUGGUUCUGCUGAUACUACUGAGUCACGCUCCCUUGACCUUUCCAAUGCUCUCCGCAACCAGAACCUUCGAUCUGCCACCUACCGUUUGCCUGAUGGAACUCUAAUGACCCGACCUCAGCCCACUCCUGCACCCAGAACACUUGACCUUUCUAAUGCUUUAUCAAAGAACCCAAAUCUGCGUGGGGCAAACUACCGUCUCCCUGACAGUAAUAUCAUGACAAGGCUCGGGGCCCCUAGAACCCCAGAACCUCGCUCACUUAAUCUUUCUGGUGCCCUGCAGAACCCUAACCUCCGGGGGGCUUCUUUCCGCCUACCCUCAUAUGCUGUAGUAUCACCACAGGUCCAGGGAUCCGGCCCUGAACAGCACUGGGCACAGGGCCCUGGAGUUGAUGGAUUGGGAAUGCAGCAAGAUGUGGAUGUCUGGGGUGCAGAGAGGGUUCUACCUCAUGGCACAGUGCAGAACCUUAAUAAGUGGUCCAUGUAUAGAGACGGGGAGCUGCUGGACCCCCACAGCCUGAUGAGACAAGGACAUGAGGGGCAGGGACCAGGGGAAUUGAAUCUCAGCAGGGAGGGGGAACCACAGGGGAACUGGUAUGACAAGAUGUACUCCAUCAGAAGCCUGCCCACCGUGGCUCAGCGGGAGCAACGAGAGGAAGAUGGAGUGGAAGAUAUGACACAGUUAGAGGAGAUGCAUGAAGGGGCUGUUCUGCUAAACCUGAGGGCAAGAUAUGAGCGGGAGCUUAUUUAUACAUACAUAGGUAGUAUUCUGGUGUCUGUGAACCCCUACAAGAUGUACAACAUCUAUGGGACAGACGUGGUGCUGCUGUACAAGGGUCGUGCUCUGGGAGAGAACCCUCCGCAUUUGUUUGCCAUAGCAAACGCUGCUUAUUCCAAAAUGAUGGAUGCCAAACACAACCAGGUCAUAAUAAUCAGUGGGGAAAGCGGGUCUGGAAAAACUGAAGCCACCAAACUAGUCCUUCGCUACCUAGCAGCAAUACAUCACAGAUGCAAUCUUGCGCAACAGAUUGAGAUACUUGAGGCAGCUCCUCUGCUGGAAUCUUUUGGAAAUGCCAAAACUGUACGGAACGAUAAUUCCAGUCGCUUCGGGAAAUACAUAGAGGUCUUUCUGGAGGAUGGUGUGAUCAGUGGUGCCAUAACCUCUCAGUAUCUGCUGGAGAAGUCCCGCAUCGUCUUCCAGGCCAAAGAUGAGAGGAACUAUCAUAUCUUCUACGAGAUGCUGGCAGGUCUUCCCUCGCAGCAGAGGCAGGCUUUCUAUCUGCAAGAGGCUGAGACCUACUAUUACCUCAACCAGGGGGGAGAUUGUGGGAUAACAGGAAAGAAUGAUGCAGAGGACUUCCUGCGUCUGCUCGCUGCCAUGGAGAUCCUUCACUUCACCCCCGACGACCAGUCGGCCAUCUUUAGAAUUCUUUCUUCCAUACUGCACCUGGGCAAUGUCUACUUCCAGAAAUAUGAGGCCGAUGGCCAGGAGGUGGCGUCAGUGGUGAGCGCUCAGGAGAUCAGAGUGGUGGCAGAGCUGCUGCAGAUCUCUCCAGAGGGAUUACAGAAAGCCAUCACAUUUAAAGUCACAGAGACAAUGAGGGACAAGAUCUACACCCCACUGACUGUGGAAAGUGCUGUUGAUGCCAGAGAUGCUGUUGCCAAGAUCCUGUACUCGCUGCUCUUCCAUUGGUUAACAGAGAGGAUCAACGCUCAGGUGUACCCCCGCCAACACACACUCUCCAUCUCCAUCCUGGACAUUUACGGAUUUGAGGAUCUGGCCUUCAACAGCUUUGAGCAGCUUUGCAUUAAUUAUGCAAACGAGUAUCUGCAGUUCUUCUUCAACAGGAUCGUAUUCAGGGAGGAACAGGAGGAGUACAGCCGGGAGCAGAUCCCCUGGCAGGACAUCCCAUUCAGUGAUAACCAGCCCUGCAUUGACAUCAUUGCCGCUAAGCCUCAUGGGAUACUGAGGAUCCUAGACGACCAGAGCUGUUUCCCACAGGCAACAGACCAUACAUUCCUCCAAAAGUGUCACUAUCACCAUGGCAACAACCCACUGUAUCUGAAGCCAAAGAUGCCCCACCCAGAGUUCACCAUCAAGCACUUUGCUGGACGGGUCACCUACCAGGUUCACAAAUUCCUUGAUAAAAACUACGACCAGGUCCGUCAGGAUGUCCUGGAGCUGUUCAUUCAGAGCAAGAACAAGAUGGUGUCAAACCUCUUCGUGGUUCACGCAGAGGUCUCGGGUCAGCAGAAGGGAGGUCACAGGAGAAAAAGCAGCACAGUCACCAGGAAAUACCAAGCACCCACCGUCAGCAACAAGUUCCAACAGUCCCUGCUGGAGCUGGUGGAGAAGAUGGAGAGGUGCAAUCCUUUUUUUGUUCGCUGCAUUAAGCCAAAUAAUAUGAAGCAACCAGGUGUGUUUGAGGAGGACCUGGUCAGCUGCCAGCUGAGACACUCAGGGGUCCUAGAAACCAUUAGGAUCCGUAGAGAGGGGUAUCCUGUCAGAAUGCCAUUCUACAUCUUCCUGUUCAGGUAUAAGUCCCUGGUGGGGGUACAUGAGCCUCCAGCAGCGAUUGGAGAGAACUGUGUGAUAAUGCUCAGUAAGCUGUGUCCUCUUAGACCAGGAGCCUUCCAUGUUGGAGUCACAAAGUUGUUUCUGAAGGAGGACAUCUACCAGUUGCUGGAGUGUAAACGGGAGCGCGCUCGCCAACUUGCCGCUCUCACCCUGCAGCGUUACACCCGCAUGUUCUUUGUCAGGCAACGUUUUGUGGCCUUCCGCAAAAAGAUCAUCGGGCUGCAGGCACAGUGCCGAGGCUUCCUCACAAGGAAGCGUUAUGUGAAAAUGAGGGAGAGUCUAGUUCGGUUCCGCUCUCUCGUCCACAUGUACGUCAACCGCAAGCAAUACAUCAAGAGGAAGUUUGAAGCCCAGAGGAAAGUUGAAGAGGAGAGGAGGAGGAGAGAGAUGGAGCUGACAAAGAGAGAGGUGGUGAACGUCACACACUUGGUGAUCCCUGCAGAGCUGGGCGCGUUACUGCAGACAGCAGGAGGUCUGAGGGAGUUGCACUCAGACUGUCUGGCUCUGCUUCAGGCUCCUCAUAUCCAGGAAGAAGCUCAGCUCACUCUGCCUCUGGACAUCAACAACUACCCGUUCUACCGCUAUGUGCAGAUCCACUUCAGGGAACCAAAGUUUGGGAUGCUGAUGGCACCUCUGGAGUCACCGCUGACCCGCGUGGACGAGGACCUGAAAGCAGAAGCUCUGGAGCUCUUCAUCAUGGUCUUACGAUUCAUGGGGGAUCCUCACCUGAACGGGGCGCAAGAAAACAUGUUUGGGAAUUACAUCAUACAAAGGGGCCUGUCAUCGCCAGGGUUACAGGACGAGGUCCUGGCUCAGGUCGUCAACCAGGUGUGGAGGAACGUGAACUUUGAUAACGCUGAGAGAGGCUGGCUGCUGCUGCUGGCGUGUGCCUGCAGCUUCGCCCCGUCGCCCAAGAUGGACAAAUAUCUUCUCAAGUUUGUAUCAGACCACGCCCCUGCUGGUUGCCAGGCGUUACUGCAACACAGACUCAUCCAAGCCAAUCAGAAGACACAGCUCGGCUCAGGCUCCACCCACGAAACUGCGCGGACCUAUCCACUGUCGCUGCUGGAGUGGACAGCCAAUAGGAAGAAGGCUAACAUGGUAUUGCAUGUGCACUGUUUUGACGGAGGAUCAUUUCUGUGUCCGGUCCAUUCCUGGACCAGUGGAGAGGACUUAGCAGGACGCAUACUGCGCCACAGGGGAGUGUCCGACUGGUGGAGGGGGAGUUCAGUUCUGAUGAAGGAGCACGGCCAGUGGGUGGAGUUAGCGGGUCACGACUAUGUGAUGGACCUGAUUGCAGACCUGGAGCUUCCCACUGACUUCCCAAAGCAGAAGAGCUACUUCAUCAUCAGCACCGACGACCCCAACAGAGUCAGAGCUAAUGCCAGCCUUGCUUUGUUUGGCAGUGGCUUUGACUCAGAUGAGGAGCUUCCUCCUGCCUUUGCUGUCCGUAACAGUAGACCAGCGUACAGUCUGCCUGACUCUGACGGUUACUACAGCCACGAGUCAGAUGCGUUCAGUGACGGUCAGACUCAGAGAGGAAUGGACCGCUACCUGGACAGCCUGUUUGACCCUGUGCUGUCAGACAGCAGCAUAGUAAGUAGAGGCAUCGCAUCAUUUUACCUCCUGGAAACAAUAAUGUGUACGGACAUGGAAAAGACUGGAAGUCUGUCAGCGAGGAUGAAGGGAGGAGGAGGUAUCGGCAUCACAGGAGGAGGAAGAGGAGAGGGGGAGAGUCAGAGGGCCCCCGGCCGGCCUUAUCCACCAGGAAUACAUCCUGGAGCACCCACACCGUCACCCACCCGUGCACCCGCUGCCGAUAGAGUUAAUGUAGCGUCCCGUGUCAGCGGGGCCCCUGGCCAGUCUGGGGUGGCCUCGCUUCCUGCCACGCCUGUGGUUGGCUUGCCUGUGAUGACAGGUGUGCCAGGAUCGGAGCAGACGGUGCUGACUCAGCAGCAACAGGCCAUCAUCAACCAGCAAGCUAUCAUUCUGGCCCAGCAGAUGACCAUGCAGGCUAUUGCUAUCCAGCAGCAGAUGUUGUCCUCCUUCCCCCCUGUUGCCCCGGCGCCCCAGUCUCCACCCUCACAGCAUCACACACACUCGCCGCAGCGCUCUUACACUACCAGCCCUACUAAAGAGCGUGAAGAGUCGCCGUACCAGCCUGCUGCUUCUCAGAGGAAGACAAAAAGUGACGUUCCAGGUCCGACACGUGGUCCCCCUCCUGAGGACGUGGUCCGCUCCAGCGUCAGCAACACGGAGCGCCUCGACCCCAGCCACGACAUCAAAGACAUCAUCAAACAGCACCAGCCUGCUGAAGCAACAACUUCUACUGGACCUGCCACACAAAGGAAAGGUGAUGGAAAGACGUUUGUGAAGAAGCCAGACCCACAUGAUGAAGCUAUGGAGAUCCUCAAAGAUCAGAUGGCAAACCCACCACAACCAAGUCAAAGGAAGCCUCAAACCUCUCUACGUAAAGAAGAGGGAGGACUUAAGGUUUCCAAGACGACAAAGCCUCGCCCUACAGGACAAAUUAGUUCGAACAUAAGCCCCGCCCCUCCUCCAGUCUCUAGAGAGUUGCCAGUGGAGGAGCAGGUCACUCAGACUCAACUCCACAGCAGGACUAGUGAUGAAUAUUACACAUACUCCAACGUCCCCUGGAAACUCUACAUGAGGAAAGAGGUUUUCUAUCCUAAAGAGACGUUCAACAGUCCACUGGUUCUGGACCUGAUCUUCAGACAGGUUGUUCAUGACACCUUCUCUGAGGCCUGCAUCCGUAUCACCCAGGAGGAGAGACAGAAGAUGAAAACGUUAUUUGCUGACCACAAGGUAGAUCAGGUGUCGGGAACGCAUGAUGAGAACGCGAAGAAGAAAGUGGUCACCAUGGCCAGAGACUCAUGGGAGAUUUACUUCUCCCGUCUCUUCCCAGCCUCUGGCAGUGUGGGGACAGGAGUGCAGGUGCUGUCUGUGUCUCAUAAAGGCAUCAAGCUGUUAAAGAUGGUGAGAAGCAGCUCUGCUGCUCCAGACUACUUCAGAGUGCUGAGGCCUUACAGCUACUCGGACAUCCUGUUUGUGUCGAUUCCGUCUAAGAACAUGCUGGAGUUCAACCUGACCAACGAGAAGCUGAUCCUGUUCUCGGCCAAGGCCCCGCAGGUCAAACACAUGAUCGACUACUUCCUCACAGAGCUUAAGAAGGACUCAGAGUACAUGGUAGCAGUGAGGAACUACAUCACUGAGGACAGGAGUCUGCUCAGCUUCCACAAAGGAGACAUCAUCAGACUGCAGCACAUGGACGGGCUGCAGGCCGGCAAACAUUACGGCUGCAUAGUGAGGAAGAAGGUCAUGCUUCUGGAGGAGCUAAAGAGAGACACUCCUGAGUUUGGCUGGCGGUUCGGGGCUGUGUACGGAAAAUUAGGAGCGUUUCCCAGCGAGUAUGUCCGUCCCGUGGCUGCUCCGGACUUCCUGGUUCUCCCUCCUGAGCGUGUGGAGCCUCGAGACAGACAGGGACGAGUCGCUGCAUCUGCUGCUGUUGCCGUAGCAAUGGGAUCAGCAAUCGCAGCCCAUGAGCUUGACCUCUCCACAGAGGUAGUAAAUGAUAUGUAUGGGGACAGUCUGAGCGUGGAGCUGGACGAUCUGCCUCUACACAGCGGCCAGUACCACAUGGUGGAGUUUGCCAAGAAGUACUUCAGAGAGGCGCAGAGGAGCAGAAGUGAUCAGAAAGCCAAAAAGGGGAAAGAGGGCAGGGACCCUGUUGAUAUGGUCAAAUUCUCCAAGUCUCCGCUCCAGGAGUCUCUGAUCGACUUCUCAGACAGCGGGAUGAACAGAGUGGCUGCUGACAUCUUCAUAGCCAUAAUGAAGUUCAUGGGAGACUUCCCACUGAAAGGUCAGACUGAACAGGACCUGGUCACCACUAUACUGAAGUUAAGUGGCGACCAUGGCCUGAUAAAGGAUGAGGCCUACUGCCAGGUGAUGAAGCAAGUUACCACCAACACCAGCUCCAAACCGGACAGUUGUCAGAGAGGAUGGAGGCUGUUGUACAUCCUGACAGCUUUUUAUCGCUGCUCGGAUGUUAUGAAGCCAUUUCUGUUCAAGUUCCUGCAGGACGCCGGCGAAAGCCCUGGGAUGCAGUACCAAGGUAUUGCAAAGGCAUGUGAGCAGAAUCUGAGGAGGACUUAUCAAUAUGGUGGACGUGUACAGUAUCCAAACAGCAUGGAACUCAAAGCUAUGCUGGCUGGGAGGAGCUCCAAGAGGCAGCUAUUCCUGCUGCCAGGUGGGAUCGAGAGGCACUUAAAAAUUAAGACGUGCUCUGUUGCUCUUGAUGUCAUUGAGGAGCUUUGCUAUGAAAUGGGACUACAGAGGGCGGAGGCUUUGGAUGAAUAUGCUGUCUUUUUGGUUACACACAAAGGUCAGAAUGUGCGGCCCCUGAACAAGCGUGAGUACAUCCUGGACAUUGCUACAGAGGCAGAGCCAGUGGACGCCAACUACAGUCUGUGGUUCAGGAGAGUCAUCUGGAGUCUGGCUCUCAGACUUGACAACGAACUCUAUGUCACCAUGCACUAUAAUCAGGUGUUACCAGACUACCUGAAGGCCUUGCUGAGUGUGGUUCCUCAGGGUAAGGCCAGCGACCAGCAUAUGCAGCAGAUCGCCAGACUGUGUGCCCUGCAGCACCGUGCCAAGGACACCGUCUACCUGCCCACCCUCCGUGAGGUGCAGGAAUGUGUUCCCACACAGUUCUAUGGCAAACAGGGUUCACAGCAUUGGCUGAAUAUGACAACUCAACACAUGCAGCAGGUCCAGCCUUUAAACCCACACCAGGCUCGUGCACAGUUCCUUGGUCUGGUCAGUGCCUUCCCCAUGUUCGGCUCCUCCUUCUUCUACAUCCAGAGCUGCAGCUCCGCCUCCAUCUACGCCCCGUGCAUCCUGGCUGUUAAUCUGAAUGGAUUGCACUUCCUUAACAAGGAUACACAUGAGGCCAUGGUACGUUUUCCUCUGAAGGAGGUCCAGUCAACUCGCACCCAGAGACCAACUUCAGGCUCCAGCUAUCCAUAUGUUGAGAUCAUGAUAGGAGACCUGCUCAACCAGCGCAUCACACAACUACAGCUGGAGCAGGGCCUGGAGCUGUGCCGAGUCAUCGCCAUGCACAUGGAGAACAUGUUGUCCGUCAGAGAGAAGAGACUCACUUUACCACCAAGUGAAAUCACCCUGCUAUAA